Messenger RNA from Emiliania huxleyi CCMP1516, 957 nucleotides. RefSeq lists its product as hypothetical. Gene Ontology annotation, cellular component: nucleus; cytoplasm. The record is from RefSeq and is a predicted model, not a curated record. The coding region runs from base 1 to 819 and encodes 272 amino acids. NCBI's taxonomy places the organism in Eukaryota, Haptophyta, Isochrysidales, Noelaerhabdaceae. The transcript is spliced from 2 exons.
AUGGGAGCCGACUCGAGCGUACCCACCGUCGAGGACAACGGGUACGGCGUGGAAAGCGACGAGCAGGCCGCCAAUCGCUUCAAGCGCUCCAAGCCGCCCGCAGGGGCACUGAAGCAUCGGCUGCUCGUCCUUCACGGCCACGGCUCCAAUAACGACAUCAGCGAGCUGCAGGUGCUCAACCUGCAGCUGGCCAAAAAGCACGGCGUGCAGUGCGACUUCCUCUCCGCCCAGAUCGAGACGACCGCACGCGACGGGACCAUUGCACAGCUGUCGCCGGGUCCCUUCCACACGUGGUUUCACCUCUCUGGCCUGGUCGGCACGCUGGUCGGCCAAGGCCCAGGCGUGGCGGGAGGGUCACUGCACGACUCGCUCUGCCGGAUCAUCGAGCACCUGCAGACUCACGGGCCGUAUGAUGGGGUCUACGGCUUCUCGCAGGGCGCAGUGAUGGCGACUCUCCUCUGCAGCGAGACAGUGUGGCGGGGCAUCGGCGGGCUCACCGCGUGCCCCUUUCGCUUCGCGAUCCUCGCGAAUGCGGGCGGGACGUCGGUCGUCAACCGGAUCUCCAUUGCGCAGUGCGGCCGUGGCAAAGGGGAAGACGCCACCCCACUCUGCAAGCCCCAGCUGCCGGCUGGCGUGCCAAGCCUGCACCUCAUUGGCAAGCGAGACUGGCACCGCAGCUCGUCGCAGCAGCUGGUCAGCGCCUUCGAGCCGGCCACGGCGCGCACGUACACGCAUGCGCACGGGCACGAGAUACCGAUGGCAUUGUUGCGAGAUCGCGAGCUGCAAUCCGCCCUGGCAGCCUUCUUUGCCGAGCUGUAAGCCUCUUGUUUUUGCUGCUCCGGAGCUCCUACCUGGAGACCCGGACCCGCAUUACUCUUUUUGAGUGUCGCGUCGUGACGAGGAAUCCACUCCCAUUCCUCCGACUGUUCUUGUUUGAACUUGAGUGCGUGGGGUGUG